GGUUAAUUCACAUAGUAUGUUGGUUCUCAAAUCGCGGAAAGCUGUACAUAAUUUAUAUAGGAAAAAAAGGAUAAUUAGUAAUGUAUUUAAAAAUUAACACUCAUGUUAUAAAGUGUUUAAUUGAUUCUGUACUGACAACGAGUUAUUACCAAAGGCAGAAGGAAUAUAUUAAAUAUCAACAACUUCCGAAAGAAGAUAAGAAGUUUGCGAACCCCUGAUUUAAUGCGUUACACUUCAGACGCAAGUGGAAAACAAUUUCUGAGAUUCCUUCGCAAUAAACCUUCUAUAUUUUUUUAUAUAUAAAGACUCUUUUAUGUACACAUAUCACAUAGGAAUCCGAUUAAAGACGUACAUUAUUUUAACGUAUCGACGCAAGUUACUAGCCUGGGAUAUCGAAUGUUUAGAAAAAGAACCGCCUGUCGGGCGACAGUGUUUACAGUAAGCGUCCGUAGGAUAUCUUUUUUUCUAUGCGAUUAUCGCUCUCAAGGACUUCUCAGGUUUCUUUUUCUGUUUAGCCAUCAAGAAAGACGCGUUGAAUCGCCGCUUGCCUUAAUUUAGUUUCUAGUCUUGUGGGAGCAAGCGACUAAUUCAUUGUACGUAUAUCUGCAUUGUGAUAGUUAUACUGAUGCCGGAAUUUUGGCGAAUCUCUUGAACAAUAAGACAUAAAAGAUAGUUCUCUCUAUGUCCAUGAAAUAGAUUUAUGCAUAUCGAAGCAGAGUAUGCAGGCACAGAAUUGUAACAUUGAAAGAAGUAUGAAGGAUACUGAAAUAUCUUUGCUUCUAAUGGAAUCUUCUAAACCCAUUUUUGUUGAUGAUUUAAAUAUAUUUGAAGAAGAAAUUCUUGCAAACCAAACUACAUUGCACAGUACACAACCUAUACGGAAUUUGCCUAAUAUCUUGAGAAAUAAUAAUACAAGAAUAUAUAAAAGUAAUAAAACACUUAUGUUAGAUAAAAUUGAUACUUCCUUUAUACCAGAAGAUUUAAAUACUUCUUUUGAGCUAAAUACAAUAUUAUCUAACAUUGAUUUAGAAAUGGAAGCCAGUUAUAGCAAAAUUACAUCACCAAAAUCACACCAUCAAAGAAAACAAAUACAUAAUCCAUUGGACUUAUCGUAUGACAUGCCUGAUAGGAAUAAUAAUAAAGAUAAAAACAUGUUAUGUAAAGUUAAUCAAUUAAAUCCAUUGCAUAUUUCAAGUUAUAAAAAGAAUACAUCAUUGAAGAGAUUAAAAUAUAAUAAACAAAAAGGAAAUUUGUGUAACAAAAAACCAAGAAGAUUAACAGGUCAUAAAUCUAAUUGCAAAACGAGAAACAAAUUUUAUAAAAAGUCUUAUGAAAAAUUAGACUUUAAUACAGAAUUAACCAUUUCACAAGUAAAUAUGGAAGAAAACGUUUCAAUGCAAGAUGUAAAUGAUAUUUCCAGUAACAUACUUACUGAAUCUAUCUAUGAAACAAAUACUUCAAACUAUAUAAAUGAUUUAAAUGAUAUUGGAGCAAAAUCAGUGGAAUCAUCUAAUGUUUUUCAUUGUAACAAUGAAAAUUAUAAAUUUGAGAAAAAGUAUGACAUAAAUUACAAUCCUAUUAUUUCUGGUAACUCAAAAGAGUUAAUGCAGAAUAAAAAUGUUUUUGGAGAAAAUCUUACAAAUUAUGAAUUUCCAAUAAUGACAAAUGACUUCGAAAAAGAAUUGAUAGAUAAAGACGUUACUUCGAAUAUUUUACUGAAACCUAAAUUACUAUAUACUUGUACUUGUGCAAAUUGUAUGUUACAAGAUAAAGAUAUUAUAUUUUAUGAAGAGCAAGUUUCAACUUCUAUAAAUAAAAAUAUGGAAACAGAACUUUUUACAUAUGACUUUAAUACUGGUGAUUAUUAUGGUGAUAUACUUGGUGACAAUUGGUUAGAAGAAUUAGACAAUAAAAAUCUUUAUCAUGAAAAGUUAGAAGAGACGCAUAUUAUAGAGAAAAAUUUAUGUACUAGUAACGAUAGCAUAACAAAACUAGUUGAAAACAAUGCAAAUAUAUCAUUGAUGGAACAAACUAAAUUACAAAAUUUGCAAUCUCAUCAUAUUGAUAAAGCACAAAAUAAUAAUAAUGUAGAAUCAUGUUCUACAGAAAUUGUUACGCAAUCUAAUGGACCAAUAAAUUUUUUUAAUUCUUCAGAAAAUAUAGAUAUUUUUAAUGAAAUGAAUUACCUGAAUUUAGAAAACAGUUUAAUAAAAGAAAACAAAAUAGUUUCUCAAGAUAAAUCAUUCAUUCAAACUACAAUCUCAACUGAUGUAUCUGUGUUCAAAUCCAAGGAAAUAUCACAAGCAAACAAGCAAGAUUUAUAUGUUAUUCAAUGUGCUCAAUGUGAAAGAAUAUUUCAUGAAAAACAUCAGUUUAGGAAACAUUUUACUCACUGUGACUUUUACAAAGAGGAUUUUAAAUGUCAUAUCUGCAAUAAAAUAUAUAGACAUAAAUCAUCAUUAGCUCAGCAUCUGAGGAUUGUGCAUCAUAUAUUAGAUGGUCCUUAUGAGAAGUACUAUACUUGUAACAAGUGUUUAAAAUCAUAUGUUAGAUUUCGUGCUUUUCAAAAACACAUACUUCUUCAUGAUGAUUAG
Messenger RNA from Camponotus floridanus (Florida carpenter ant), 2594 nucleotides. RefSeq names its product protein PFF0380w-like. NCBI's taxonomy places the organism in Eukaryota, Metazoa, Arthropoda, Insecta, Hymenoptera, Formicidae. The record is from RefSeq and is a predicted model, not a curated record. Bases 720 to 2594 code for a protein of 624 amino acids. Gene Ontology annotation, biological process: regulation of DNA-templated transcription. The transcript is spliced from 4 exons. Gene Ontology annotation, molecular function: DNA-binding transcription factor activity, RNA polymerase II-specific; RNA polymerase II cis-regulatory region sequence-specific DNA binding.